Messenger RNA from Oncorhynchus kisutch (coho salmon), 3259 nucleotides. Its product is annotated as MAP kinase-activated protein kinase 2. Gene Ontology annotation, molecular function: ATP binding; protein kinase activity. The transcript is spliced from 10 exons. The record is from RefSeq and is a predicted model, not a curated record. NCBI's taxonomy places the organism in Eukaryota, Metazoa, Chordata, Actinopteri, Salmoniformes, Salmonidae. Bases 767 to 1933 code for a protein of 388 amino acids. Gene Ontology annotation, biological process: protein phosphorylation.
GAGCCAAACACGAGCUAGCGAGAUCCUUUGGCCUAUGCACUACUCGUGUACAAUAACUCAACUCGGCUUUGCACUCCUAGACAUCGUGAUUUUGUCUAACUUUGUCAAAGGGUAAAGUCUACAAAACUUAGUCCACUCUGUUCAUAACAUAUUCUAGUUUUGGGAAAAUAAUAUUGGAUUGAGAUCAAUUGUUUAAUUAAUCGAUGAGAAGACUUGCAGAAUCCAGGCCAAACUCCAUCUCCUUUCAACUUCUCCCACUGCCGGCCUUCCUCUCACUACCAUAUGUGGUAGUGAGAGGAAACACCAAGCGGAUGCUUCAUAUUUAUACAUCCAGUGAAAUGUCUGUCUCAUUGUUCUAUCUGUGGUGUCCGCUUCACGAAGAAUAACCCUUCCUCCUUUCUCUGGUGGUGACUUUAUUAAUACAGGUGGCAGUGAGUGAGUCGGAACGAGUCAACGUAGCCAGCUAGCUUCGCCGCCAGAUAAGUUGAUAUAACUUUGCAAGCUAUGAAUAUCACUCGACGGUUCAUAAGCAAGUAGAUUAGCUAGCUUGCUCAUUUGCUAUCUAUCUAAAGUAAUUAUAAGGGUACUGUAGCACUGAGAUAUUGGUAGAUCGUUAGCAUGCUAGUGCAACCACACAUCAGCAGGUAGGUAGCUAGCAUUAGCGAACUAUUAAGGAAGCCACUGUUUCCAUCUUAACUGAGGAUUUCACGGCGGAAAAAUUUGAAUUGUUAUCAGUGAAUCCGCGCUUUCAAACCAAAUCAGAAAAAUGUGGUCGAAUCCUCAGAACCAGAACCAACCGGCGUUUCCGAACCAUCAACAACAGCAAGUGCCAAAUCUGAACUCUGCUCCCUUUCCUCCGUUUUUCGCCAAACCACACAACCCUCUUCAAAUAAAAAAGAAUGCCAUAACUGACGACUACAAAGUUACAAAUCAAGUCCUUGGUAUGGGCAUCAAUGGGAAAGUAUUGGAAAUAUUCCAAAAAGGAAGUGGAGAUAAAUACGCUCUGAAGAUUCUGCAGGAUUGUGCAAAGGCUCGUCGGGAGGUAGAGCUCCACUGGAGGGCAUCGCCCUGCUCUCACAUCGUACGCAUCAUGGACAUCUACGAAAACCUCUACCAAGGCAGGAAGUGCCUGCUCAUCGUCAUGGAGUGUAUGGAUGGAGGUGAGCUAUUCAGCCAUAUUCAAGACCGGGGGAACCAGGCAUUCACAGAAAGAGAGGCCUCUGACAUCAUGAAGAGUAUAGGAGAAGCUAUCCAGUACCUGCAUGCCAUUGACAUCGCUCACAGAGACAUUAAGCCAGAAAAUCUGUUGUACACUUCCAAAAAACCAGAUGCACUCCUCAAACUAACCGAUUUUGGGUUUGCCAAAGAAAUCACCACACUCAACUCCCUGGCAACGCCAUGCUACACACCCUAUUAUGUUGCCCCUGAGGUUCUUGGUCCAGAGAAGUACGACAAAUCCUGUGAUAUGUGGUCUCUGGGUGUUAUCAUGUAUAUCCUGCUGUGUGGAUAUCCUCCCUUCUACUCUAACCACGGCCUGGCCAUCUCCCCUGGGAUGAAAAAGCGCAUCAGGAACGGACAGUACGAGUUCCCCAACCCAGAGUGGUCUGACGUGUCAGAGGACGCCAAACAGUUGAUCCGUCACUUACUGAAGACUGAGCCCACCCAGAGGAUGAGCAUCACAGAGUUCAUGAACCACCCCUGGAUCAAUCAGUCUAUGGAGGUCCCUCAGACCCCUCUCCAUACCAGUCGCGUGCUGCAGGAGGAGCAGGACGUCUGGGAGGAGGUCAAGGAGGAAAUGACAAGUGCCCUGGCAACCAUGAGAGUGGACUAUGAGCAAAUCAAAAUCAAGACCAUCGAGGAUUCGACCAAUCCGCUGCUGAUUAAGAGAAGGAAGAAAGCAAACAAUGCAGCCACUAAACCACCGGGCCUAUGAAACAAAAUAACUUACACCGCACAUGCCCUUCCAUGCGGUGAAAGAGAGCUGAUAGGGCAAACAGGGAUUAUUUAAAGGGUGAAAGUCUGAAUCUCCAGAAAUAUUACUUUUCCAGUUUUUUGAACUUCCUUUUUAGUUGUUUUAUUCUCAUCGUUUUACCCCAUUUUAAUGUUGUUUUUUUCCCCCACCUUGCCAUUCAAGGUAAAGAACCAUUUUGUUCAUUUGCUUUUUUGUCCACAUAGAGAUCAGAUGUUUAUCGUCACGUCUCGGUGAUGUACUGGGUUUUUCUGUCGUUGUUGCUGAUCACUGCAAGCUGACUGCACUGUAACUAAUCCAGUAUCUUGACCCAGCUCUGUUCUGUGUUUUAUCAUUGUUGAUUCCCCUCGGUAUUGGCCACAUGUUUUUCUAACUUUAUCUGUGGGUCUUCAGAUGAUACUGCCAUGAAAACAUUGAAUGCUUCUCCAGUUAUACUGUGGAUCCAUAAUAUUUUUCUGCUUUGCACUGGUUAACUCUACACAAUGGAGGAAGCAUCACUUUUCUUUGUUUAAUAGGAUGCCCUUUAGUUUCUUCUUCCUUUAGUUGUCAUUCAUUUUAUAUACUUAUUAACACCUCACACCAACAAUAUACAUGUUCUAUUUGUUGUGUGGGGUUUUUGUUGCCCUGAACUCUCUGAUUUUGUUUUGAUUGGACUUCUAAGUUGUAUGACUGCAGUUGACUGUGUUUUCAUUGUUGGUUGGGUUUGAUUUCUUAGCCAACGCACCCAUAGCCAAAGUUAUAGUCACCAUAUUUUUUUUUAGAGUGGACUGACUGUUUAGAAAGACUGUGCCUUGAGGACAUUGGGAAAAAUCCUUACUUGAUAUUUGUGAGCCUAACUUUUCACACACAUCUAUCUCCCAUUGAGGUUAUGCAUGAUUGACACAAGUUCAAGGUCUGUGCACUAAUCUCAAAUUUAAAUUUUUCCCAGUGUGAUGACAGUGGGGGAAUAUUCAAGCCACUUUGGCUGUAGCAAAUGUACAUUGUUAUCAAAUAUCCAAACCAUGAGAUCACAAAAUCACCACAUCCCACAGAUGUUGUAGCCUACUUCACAAUUAUCCUGAUUGCAAUUGUUUAAAUAUAUUUUCAGUGAAUUCCCACUAAUGAACUAUGCAACACAAGUGUCACUAUUAGUUUCCACGCAGCAGCAAUAAUGUUUUGGGUUUCUGCUGUGUUAGGUGAUGGGGAACACUGAGUGUAAGGGCACCAUUGUAAUGCAUAGUGGUAUGGCAGUACACAUAUGACAUGUAGCACUGGCUGUCUUUUGGAUUAAAACUUGUAUAAAAUCCCUUA